CUCUUCUGUGAUUGGCAAAGGAGGCUUCCGUCAGUUACGAAAGCACAGAUUUCCACCAAUCAGAUUCUUCACCGGCAUUUGUGGUUCAGCCCAUUGGUGUGUACAUUAGCCAAUCAUCUUCGUCCGUGGACGGAGCGUUCAGUUUUCACCUGCCGUCACAAACACAGGGAAGUCAAUGUCGGGCUGCCUCCAACAUUUAAUUUCUCCGACUGUCGCUGACAUUUAAGAAGAAAACAAUUUUCCGGAAAGGAUCCCUGUAAACUGGCAGAGUUUCCUCCCCUGUUUAUUUACUAGAACUACUAUAAGAACCUGCCUUUGGAGGCGCUGACGGAGCAGAAGUCACCGGCUCAAAGAGAAACAGUAUUCCAGAAGCUUUAAAAGAUUCAAGAAUGACAAAACCGAGAGGAUGUUGAAAAGUAGCAAAUACCUUCAGCCUUAAUUUGAAAAGGGACGCAUAUCCUGGUCGUACCUGAAAGCGAUGGGGUUUUUCCGUCAACUCUAUCUCCUGCUCUGGAAAAACAUCACAUACCGCCGAAGACACAAGAUUCAACUGAUCAUUGAGAUAGCCUGGCCACUCUUCCUGUUUCUCAUCCUCAUCGCUGUUCGUCAGUCACAUCCCCCUUACAAACAAGGACAAUGUCAUUUCCCGAACAAAGCCUUGCCGUCAGCUGGCACGCUGCCCUGGAUUCAAAGCAUCGUCUGCAACGUCAACAACCCCUGCUUCCACAACCCCACGCCGGGGGAGACACCAGGCAUAGCUGGAAACUUCAACAACUCCCUAUUGUCUCGUGUGUUCAUGGACGCUCAAGCUCUCCUGUUGGGCCGUGGAAAUCUGACGUACACUGCCUUUCAGGACCUGAUGGAGAGUGUUCGGCUACUCGGAAGAAGAUUUGAGUCAACGCCAACUGUCCCGCUCAAAGACUCCCUGAAAGCCAAUGAGACCGUUUCCACCUUUCUGCUCACCAAUGCCAGCUUACCGUCUGAAACUGUGGAUCAGCUGAUGAACGCUCAUCUUAAUAUACAGGUUGCUCGGACUGCAUCCCAGAUGCCUCUUAAGGAUGUCGUGUGCAAUAGUAGCUUGCUAGAGAAAAUGCUUAUUGUAGAAGGAGGAGCGGCCAACAAGACUGAUCUUCAAACUCAGCUGUGCGACCUCCCGGCUGAAGUCCUGAAGGAGGCUGAGAGCCUUUUCUUCAGCCAGAUUGACUUGACCAAAUUUAUAGCGAGAGAACUUGUCGUGUCCAAUGCUGAAGAUCUUCGAGUCAUGAGUCAGGCGAUCAGCACCAUUUCCCAGGAUCUGACUGUACUCACAGAUGGCAUCUCCUCCCUGUCCAGUUUUACGGAGAUCAGUGUUGCUCUUAGUCUUCUCACUCCUGAAAGCAGCGCAGCUGAAGGAGAACGUUUCAAAGCUUUUUCAAAGAUCAUGUGUGGUCAACCGGACACUGGCGGUGAGCGUAUCCCGUCGUUUAACUGGUAUGAAGACCACGACUUCAAGUCUUUGUUGGGUAAAGACGCAUCAGAGGAUGCAAAUCUGGGCAUUUCUAACACCACAACUCCUUUCUGCAAGAGUCUGAUUCACCAGUUGGAGUCGGACCCUCGCUCUCGGAUCGUGUGGCGAGGAAUCAAACCGCUGUUUGUAGGAAAACUGCUGUACGCACCUGACACUCCUGCAGUGAAAGCCGUCAUGAAAGAGGUGAACAAAACGUUUGCGGACCUUGAAGUUCUGCAGGAGGUGGAUGAAGCCUGGAUGGAGGUGGGACCUCAAAUCAAGAACUACAUGGAAACGAGUUCAGACAUUCGUCUUCUACAGGAUUUGUUGAAGCGUCCAGAGGUGGCGGUAUUGGUGAACAUGCGUCUGGAAAACACACCGUGGACGGCCUCUCAGAUCGCUCAUUUCUUGUCUACGCCCUCACCAAACGCUGAAAGAAAACCAGGUUCACCAAUGACCUGGCUGGACCUCUACAAUGACCUCAGCCAUGUGACCAACACUGUGGCACAAGUCACUAAGUGCAUCUCCCUGGAUAAGUUGGAGGGGUUUGAGUCUGAGGAAAAGCUGAUCAACAGAGCUCUGGAGCUGUUAGACGACCGGCAGUUUUGGGGAGGUGUCUUUUUCCUGCUGCCUAAUUCCUCCACAACCCAGUUACCGCCGCAUGUCUCCUACAAGAUCCGGAUGGACAUUGAUAGUGUGGCUCGGACCAACAAGAUCAAGGACAACUUUUGGGAUCCUGGCCCAGCUGCUGAACCAUUUAGUGACCUGCGCUACAUUUGGGGUGGAUUUGUCUACAUUCAGGAUCUGGUGGAGAGAGCUCUGAACCAGGUGUUGACUGGAAUAAAGCAAACGACGGGCAUCUACAUCCAGCAGAUGCCCUACCCCUGUUUUGUGGAUGAUGUGUUUUUACGGGUGCUGAACCGCUCACUGCCACUCUUCAUGACCCUGGCCUGGAUCUACACAGUGGCUAUGAUCACCAAAUCUAUUGUGUAUGAGAAGGAAGCCAGGCUGAAGGAAACCAUGAGGAUUAUGGGUCUGAGUACAGGAACGCUGUGGUUCAGCUGGUUCAUCAGUAGUCUGAUUCCUUUCUCAAUUUCUGCAGCACUCCUCAUUGCUCUGCUCAAGUUCGGUAACAUACUGCCAUAUAGCGAUCCAACUGUGGUCUUCUUUUUCCUCAUGGCGUUUGCCACUGCAACCAUCAUGCAAUGCUUUCUAAUUAGCACGUUCUUCAGCAAGGCCAACCUGGCCUCUGCCUGCGGAGGACUCCUCUACUUCGGCCUCUACCUGCCUUACGUGCUCUUCACCGCCUGGAGGGACCACCUCAACUACACACACCGAAUAUUAGCAAGUUUCCUGUCCCCCGUGGCCUUUGGCUUUGGCUGUGAAUAUUUCUCACAGUAUGAGGAGCAGGGUCUGGGUAUCCAGUGGUUUAACCUGCAGAGCAGCCCCGUGGAAGGAGACUCGUACAGCUUCACCACCUCUAUAAUCAUGCUCUACGUGGAUGCUUUUAUCUAUGCGCUCGCAGCCUGGUACAUCGAAGCAGUUUUCCCUGGUGAGUAUGGGAUCCCCAGGCCCUGGUACUUCAUCUUUCAGCUCAACUACUGGGGGGGUGUUCCUCUUGAAGCCGGCAUGCCAAUCCCACCAGCGCCCACAGACCAGGAUGAAGAUAACAUUGAGACAGAACCCAGUAGUAUGCCUCUGGGUGUGAACAUCAGAAAUCUGGUGAAAAUCUACAAAAAGGGAGGAAAACUUGCUGUCAACCACCUGAACCUGAAGUUCUUUGAAGGCCAGAUCACAUCUUUUCUUGGUCACAAUGGAGCGGGGAAAACCACCACCAUCUCUGUCCUGACUGGCCUCUUCCCGCCCACCUCUGGGACUGUGUACAUCAAGGGCCUGGACAUCCGCUACGACAUGGACAUCAUCAGGAACACGCUGGGAGUUUGUCCUCAGCACAAUGUCCUGUUUGACAUACUCACGGUGGAGGAGCACGUCUGGUUUUACGGAUGUCUGAAGGGUUUGUCUGAGGAAAAGGUGAAGGCUGAACUUGACACUUUGCUGGAGGACGUCGGCCUGUUGCACAAGCGGCACGAGCAAACCAGAAACCUCUCUGGUGGCAUGCAGAGGAAGUUGUCGGUGGCGAUAGCGUUUGUCGGAGGCUCCAAAGUGGUCGUUCUGGACGAGCCCACAGCUGGUGUUGAUCCAUAUUCCCGUCGAGGGAUCUGGGAUCUGCUGCUCAAAUACCGCAAAGACCGGACCAUCAUCUUGUCCACGCACUACAUGGACGAGGCGGAGCUGCUGGGGGAUCGGAUCGCCAUCAUUUCCAAGGGGAAGCUGUGCUGCUGCGGAUCACCGCUCUUCCUCAAGUCCCAGCUGGGCUCUGGCUACUACCUGACUGUUGUGAAGAAGGAGGAAACCAACCCCAGCACUCCCAGCGGCUCGAGUUUCUCCACCAGCACCAACUCCAUCACCAACAAGCUGCCUCUCGCCAAGGACUCUGAAUCUUCUCUGAGUGAAGACACCGGGCUGGGAAGUGACGAGAGCAGCUCAUAUCUCGCAGCGUUGCUUGCUCUGGUGCAGCAGCACAUACCCAACGCGAGUCUAGUGGAGGAGUCCAGGCGAGAGGCGGUGAUCAACCUGCCGCAGAAAGCCGCUAAAGACGGCAGCCUGGCGAUCCUCUUAUCCAAACUGGACCAGCGGCUUCCUGACUUGGGCAUCAGCAGCUACGGUCUGUCGGACAGCACGCUGGAGGAGAUCUUUUUGCGAGUUGCUGAAGAAACCGGCGUGGACGCGGAACCGGAGCAGCAGGAAGAAUCUCCACGCAGCCAGCAGCCGUCCGGGCAGAGAGCGGAGGAGCAGCCGACCGAGCAACCUGAGCCAGGAAAGAAAAGACUCCGUAAAAAAGAGCCUUUAGAAACGGACCUGUUGAGUGGAGACGGUAGAGGAGGGGAGCCUCUGUCAGGAUCCUGGCUGAUGUGGCAACAACUGAAAGCUCUCUUCAUCAAGCGCUGGCUCUACGCUCUCAGGAGCCGCAGAGGAUUCUUCGCUCAGAUUGUUCUUCCUGCUCUGUUUGUCCUGGUCGCCUUGCUCUUCAGCCUCAUUGUUCCACCUUUUGGGAGGUACCCUUCUGUUGAGUUACAGCCCUGGAUGUACGGAAAGCAGUACACAUUCUUUAGCAACGAUGCUCCUGGAAACCCGGCCAUGGAGAACCUGCUGGAGGCUUUGCUGGACCAGCCGGGCUUUGGUACCAAGUGCAUGGAAAAGGAGGAGGAGAACAAAACGACCUGUGAAGUCGAGCGAGGCGGUCGGUUCACGAGACCCCAGGUGUCGUUUUCCAUGUGGCAGAUGUUCAGCAAAGGAAACUGGAGCAAAGAAAGACCCUCGCCUGAAUGUCAGUGCAGCUCGGAGGAAGUCUAUCGGAUGCUCCCCGAGUGUCCAGAGGGUGCAGGGGGGCUUCCACCUCCACAGAUAAAGAGAGCAACUGGAGACAUCCUCCAAAAUCUAACGAGUUAUAAUGUCUCUGAUUACCUGGUAAAGACGUACGCUCAAAUUCUGAGGAAAAGCCUUAAAACGAAGAAGUUGGUGAAUGAAUUCAGAUAUGGAGGCUUCUCUCUCGGCGGAAAAGUUACACAAACUGACGUGGAUGUUGACCACGUUGAAGAAUCUGUGUCGACUUUCAGGAGACGUUACCAAGUAACGCAGAACGGCUCGCUUGACAACCUGCUAAACAAACUGCCAGCGUUUCUGGAAGGACUGCACAGUAAAGACAACGUCAAGGUGUGGUUCAACAAUAAAGGCUGGCACUCCAUGGUGUCUUUUGUCAACAUCAUGAACAACGGCCUUUUGAGAGCCAGCUUACCACCAGGCCCAGAGAGGAGGACGCAUGGCAUCAGCGCCUAUAACCACCCGAUCAACCUCACCAAGGAUCAGCUCACCGAAGUGGCCCUGAUGGCUACAUCAGUGGACGUAUUGAUCUCCAUCUGCGUCAUCUUCGCCAUGUCCUUUGUGCCGGCCAGCUUUGUCCUGUUUCUGAUCGAGGAGCGAGCCAGUAAAGCCAAACAUCUGCAGUUCGUCAGUGGCGUCAAGCCGGUCCUCUACUGGGUGACAAACUAUGUGUGGGACAUGCUGAACUAUGCCGUCCCGGCUGCCAUGGUGGUGCUGAUCUUCAUCUGUUUCCAGCAGAAGUCGUACGUCUCUGAACAAAACUUGCCCGCUCUCAUCCUGCUGCUCCUGCUCUAUGGGUGGUCCAUAACUCCCCUGAUGUACCCAGCAUCCUUUGUGUUCACCGUUCCGAGCACAGCUUACGUGAUUCUCACCUCCAUCAACCUCUUCAUCGGCAUCAACUGCAGCAUGGCCACCUUUGUUCUGGAGCUGUUUGUAGAUGAGAAUCUGAAUGCAAUCAACAAAAUAUUGAAGAAAGUGUUUUUAAUUUUCCCUCACUUCUGCUUGGGACGAGGCCUUAUCGACAUGGCUAAAAACCAGGCCAUGGCAGACGCCUUCCACAGACUGGGUACCAGACCAGUUCUGGAUCCUUUUCAGUGGGACUUUGUGGGAAAGAACCUCUUUUCUAUGGCAGCUUCAGGCGUCGUCUACUUCAUCUUCACCAUCCUGCUGCAGUACAAGUUCUUCAUUCACCUCAAGAGAUUGAUACCGUGCUGGGGGGAGCCUCAGCUGCCUCCUAUUGGUCCAGAGGACGAGGAUGUGGCGAGGGAGCGAGCGAGGAUCAUGAGUGGAAAAUUUCAGUCAGAUAUCCUCACCAUGAUCGACCUGAGCAAGGUGUAUAAAGUCGGUAAAAAUCCGGCUGUGAAUCGUCUUUGCCUGGGGAUUCCUCCCGGUGAGUGUUUUGGCCUGCUGGGGGUAAACGGAGCAGGAAAGACGUCCACGUUCCGCAUGCUGACCGGAGACACGCCCAUCACACACGGAGAGGCGUUCCUGGACCGUCACAGUGUGUUAACAGAGAUGGGCCGAGUCCACCAGCUGAUGGGUUACUGUCCACAGUUUGAUGCCAUCAGUGACCUGCUGACGGGUCGGGAACAUCUGGAGCUUUACGCUCGCCUGCGAGGAGUGCCAGAGGAGUCUGUUUCAAAGGUGGUGCAGUGGGGGGUAAGAAAGCUGGGGCUGACUCAGUACGCAGAGCAGAAGGCUGGAGGCUACAGCGGAGGAAACAAGAGGAAACUCUCCACCGCCAUCUCGCUCAUCGGAGCUCCGCCUGUUAUCUUCUUGGAUGAGCCCACCACCGGCAUGGACCCAAAAGCCAAAAGGUUUUUAUGGAAUUGCAUCCAUAGUGUCACCAAAGAAGGCAAAGCUGUAGUGCUCACUUCACACAGUAUGGAGGAGUGUGAAGCUCUCUGCACCAGGAUGGCCAUAAUGGUUAACGGGCGCUUUCAGUGUCUGGGGUCUGUGCAGCACCUGAAGAACAGGUUUGGGGAUGGAUACACCAUCAUCCUGCGCUUGGCGGACAGCGACUCGUGCUCUGUGAAUGAGUACAUGACCAAAUCCUUUCCAAACAUCGAGUUGAAGGAGCAGCACCAGAAUGUCCUGCAGUACCACCUGCCCUCACACGCCUGCUGCCUGGCUCUGGUCUUUGACGUGCUGGCCAAUAACAGCGAGGAGCUGGGCGUCACAGACUUCUCGGUCUCACAGACCACGUUGGACCAGGUGUUCAUCAGCUUCGCUAAAGAUCAAACGGAUGACUGCCUCACAGACGUGAUCAUCAGCAACGGCCUGGCUCAGUCAAACUUCCCCGCUCGACUCGCCUCCCCCGCUGUCCAGCCACAGCCACCCGUCACUCCCCCGCCGCAGAGGAAAUCCCCCCUCCUGUCCGAGAAGUCGCCCCAGAUCAAUUCCACGUCCGGCAAAGCAAAGAGGACCGGCAGCAGCAGCAAGUCUAGCAAAGAAAAGAGCGGGGGCAUCGGCAUGAGCAGGUUAACGCAGAAGAUGGGCAGCGGCGGCUCCAACAGCAGCAGCGGCGGCAGCAGCAGCAACGCUCAGGGAGAAUCCAGUAAAUCUCACGGGUCCAAAAGGAACUCCAGUAAAGAUCCGUCUGAGCUGUUUAUAGUCAGUAACAGCUCACAGGACAGCUCAUUGUAAGACCAAAUACAGGAGAAGUUUCACUCCGUUUAUGAAACGAUAAAAUCAGGUGGUUAACCCUUUAACACCAAAAUCUUCAACAUACUGUAACACGAUAAUUCCAGUAGAUUUUGAAGGAGAAAAGCGGCGUGGAAUUAUCGUGUUAACGGUUGAAAAGUUACAGUAAAUCAAAGAACAUAAACAUUGGAGCUCUAGUGUUAAAGGGUUAAAAAAAGAAAUGGUUACGAUAAAAUUUUAUUACAAAAAAAAACAUAUUAUGGUGCCUUGUUCACCUCCUUUACAUAUCUAUCUUUUAAAUCUCAAACUGUUACUGAUGAUAUUUAUUCUGUAAGAAUGCUAUGCAGGUUUUGGGUGAUCUCUUUAUUCUCCAGAGUGCACUUUAAGUAAGAAAAUGCUUAAAAGAUGAAGCUAAAUGUGUUAGAAAAACGAUGUUAUAAAGGCAUUUGAAGUAUUGUUACAGAACAGUUUACAAUUUCAUUUACCUCUUUAAAACAACUGUUUUUAUAAAAUUUGUAUGUUAUGUCUGUUUGUUUGUGAGGGUUUAUUCAGUAGUCAGUUUUUUUGUUAUUUAUCUUUUUUUUUUUUUUAAUCUUCCUUUAUGUUUUUGUAGUUAAAACUAAGGAUUCAGCAAUUCAACCUUGAUUUUUUUUUGGUCAGUUCCAUAUGUUAUUUGUGUUUAAAAAAAGCAACAUAAACAAAAAAAUUUAAAAAAGAUAUUUAUAUUUUUUAAUUUUCUAUUAGGCAAGUAAGAAUUUUCAGUGUCUACUGAAUAAUACAUUCUUUUUUGGGGCACUUUCAAUGUAAACAUGCUGGCAUCCCUAAUUUAAUUCACCUAGCAAGGCUCCCUUCAGUCUUUUUAAACCUUUAUUUUUAUUUAAGUACUGAAUAAGAUUCAAAUUGGUGCAACUCGUUGUAAAGAAUUGCAUGUCAAGCUCCUUGAAUUACGUCAAAGAAAUAAGAAUGACCUGUCAAAGUAAAAAAAAAAAAUGCCUUUUUCUUUUUUUUGGAGGGGGUUGACAAUUUACCAAAAAAUAAGUGACACAUUUGACUGGUGAAUGUUAAAAACUGCACUGUGAUGUACUGGCACUUGUUUAAAGAUUGUUGCAAUAGUAGCUAUGGAUACGGCUUGAAAUCAAGAGAAAAAAAGAGUUUUUAAAGUAUGCACACCUCAUAAUCAAAUGCCUUCAUUGGCUAAGAGCUGAUUCUUCUGCACUUUAUUAUGUUCGAUGACUUUUAAAAGAGUAAAAACUGGAUUUAUGUGUAGAAAGGAAGUAAAACACUUCAAUCUGAGAUGAAUUAAAUGAACUUCAUGACAAGUACUGUCUCUACUAGAGCUAUUUUAUCUUUAUUUGUGCAUCCGUUGUCAAAUGUACACAAGAAAAAAUAAAAUAAAAUAUUUGGAUUCCUUUU
This is a messenger RNA of Oryzias melastigma (Indian medaka), 8983 nucleotides long. It is a transcript of the gene abca7, whose product is annotated as phospholipid-transporting ATPase ABCA1. The coding region runs from base 479 to 7573 and encodes 2364 amino acids. The record is from RefSeq and is a predicted model, not a curated record. Gene Ontology annotation, biological process: transmembrane transport; lipid transport. Lineage: Eukaryota; Metazoa; Chordata; Actinopteri; Beloniformes; Adrianichthyidae. Gene Ontology annotation, cellular component: intracellular membrane-bounded organelle; membrane. The transcript is spliced from 52 exons. Gene Ontology annotation, molecular function: ABC-type transporter activity; ATP hydrolysis activity; lipid carrier activity.